Linum trigynum is the source of this 309-nucleotide messenger RNA. The record is from the annotation of a GenBank genome assembly. Lineage: Eukaryota; Viridiplantae; Streptophyta; Magnoliopsida; Malpighiales; Linaceae.
AUGGAAACAAUCACACCCAAAUUGUCCGGAAGAUGCGGUGGAAGAAGAGGUCCGCACGACGUACAGCGGUUUACGGAAUCCCGCCAAAGACACCUGUCAAUUCUCGCCGGGGAAUCCAGCUCCCCCCACGUGGCUUUCCCGCCAAUCAGCGACGCAGAGCCGCCGAGUAUUAAAAUCUCCGGCGGCCACCACCGGCCCGAGCAGCAAAACAAACAGCAUCCAUCAAGGCUGAGAUGGAGGCUGGGCCGGAAGAAGAAGAAAAAAAGGGGUCAAGCUGAGGUGUCAGAUUGGAGAUGGCAUAGCAUGUGA